ACAUGAUGUCACAGGAGAGAGGAAGAAAGCCGGUGUUUAUUCUGGCUUAUCUGCUCCUCAUGGCUUUACCGUGCAUGAGCUUCCUCCCCAACUUUUGGUCUCGAGUUUUAACGCUGUCUUGGAACUCACGCACACACCAGCAGAUCACAGAGCAGGCCAUUCUCAACGUCACCAUGGAGACUCUGAGGGGCAUCAAAAAACACCAUGCAGAGGAAGAAACCAGACUGGGCCGUGGCUUCUGUAGAGCUGUUGGAGAGGUGGUGCAGUCCAAUGCGGCCAUGGACUUCUUGAGCUCCACCAGGUCCGACCCGGUGUACCACUUUGAUUCAGAGCGUGUGGACAGCGCCAUGGGGAUGUUGCGGCAGUUCUGGGCUCAGACUCUGCUCUCAGUACGGGCCAAAGAGUACCAAACUGCUCGUCACAGCCUGGGCCAGCUGUUUCACUCCCUGCAGGACUUCUACAGCCACAGUAACUGGGUUGAGAUGGGCCAUCGCUUCAUUUACCUCCACCUGCUGCAGCCAGAGGAGCCUGCCAUCCCUGUGGCUACAGACGACACUCCUACCUGCAUGGAGUGCUUCAGUGUCACCUGUCGAGACAACCUCAUGUCAAGAAUGACAAACGCAAAGCAAGAAACCCAGCUUCUCACCACGGGCUACUUCAGCACUUUCCCUCCAAAACCUCACGGCAAAUGUAGUCAUGGAGGUAUUCUGGACCGUAGCCGCUUCAUAGGGGCCAAAGGGGGCAUCAACAAGGACAGCACUUCACCACUCUUCUCCCCUCACCAUUACCUCCACAUGGAAGCUGCCAAUUUAGCUAUGGAGGCCACGCUGAGUGUACUGAGAGACCUCAGAGACACUGUGGGCCAGAACACCUUCCUCAGGCUCUUCAGCGUGAAGCAGGUCUCUGCAUUGGUGUUUGUCAUGGACACCACUGGCAGCAUGUUUGAGGAGAUCACUGCCGCUCGCUACCGGGCCCACUCCAUCAUCGAGGGCCGAGCCAGCAGCCCAGGACAGCCUGGCACCUUUAUACUUGUGCCCUUUCAUGACCCAAAGUUCGGACCGGUCUAUGAGACCGAUGACCCAAAUCAGUUUAUGCAGCAGAUGGAGAACCUGAUGGCACUGGGAGGAGGAGACGAACCAGAGAUGUGUCUCUCUGCCAUUCAGCUGGCACUCACUCACAGUCCACCGCUGUCAGAGAUCUUUGUAUUCACCGAUGCUUCCCCUAAAGACGCCCACCUGAUUGAUGUGGUAAAGGCCCUCGCACUUGAGAAACAGAGCAAGGUGACGUUUCUCCUAACUGAAGACCCAAACUACACCUCGGAGAGCAGAGGGAGGACGAGGAGCAGGAGCAGCAGGAGCAGGAGCAGGAGGAGGAGAAGGAGGAGGAGAAGGGAGGUCUUGUCCCCUGAUCGUUUCUCUCUCUACUCUUCCCUGUCGUCCCUGUCAGGAGGACUGACGAUAUUUACAACCAACUCUGACAUCCGCAGUGUCUCUGCCAUAGUGGAGGAUAACACCGCCGCCGACAAGGUGACUCUCCUCCAUGUUGAAAGUGACGAAGAGCUGAUGUCCUCCCAUUCCUUCAGAGUCGACAGCUCAGUUAAAAACGUCACACUACACGUCACUGGCAUCCUGACCGAGUGUGUCCUCACCAGCCCAUCAGACCAAAGCCAGUCUCUGUUGAGCCAGACAGGCCCUCUGGCAGAGUUGGAGCGCUUCGAGGGUCUGUACCGCAUCAGCCUGCUGUAUCCUGUACAGCCGGGCAAGUGGAAACUCCAAGCCAAGAGUGACGGACACCUCACCUUCAAUGUGAUAGGUGACAGCAAUGUAGAUUUCCUGUAUUACUUUGCCACGGUAACCAACGAGACACACCCAGGUCUGGCCAAAGUGGAGGGCAGUCCAGUAGCAGGUGUUCCAGCUUUUCUGGUGCUGGCUGUGACGGGCCUGGCUCCAGAUGAGGAGGCGUCUUUCAGUCACGUGACGCUGCUGGGAGCUGACGGGGAAAGCCUCCUAGAGGUGAAGCUGAACUCCUCCUCCUCCUCCUCAUCUUCAUCCUACUCGGUGGAGGAGCUGGUGGGAUGGGUGGACUCGGUUCCCGUAGACCCAUUCUGUGUUCGGCUGACAGGCCGAGACGGCAGAGGAAACAAGCUGGAGAGGGUUUCCACAGAGAUGGUUCAGCCCACUCACGUUCAGAUACAGGUGCUGUCUGUCCCCCGCCUGGUGCCUGGUCACAGCACAAUGGUGGACUUUGACAUUCUGAACCACGGCCCGGCCCGACUCUUCAGUCUCGCUGCUGAUGACGACCAUGGAUACCUUCAGAAGAGAGGACCUCACAGGUUCCAUGUUGCAGAACAAGGGCCUUUCCGCGGUCAGGUGGACCUCCUCACUCCUUCCACAGCUCAGGCAGGAGCGACUGUCACCCUAACAUUCACUGUGCGCGCUCUUGACUCUCUGGACUCAAACUACGCAGUGGCCUACUUGACUGUUAUCCCUCCGGAUCCUGACACGUCCCCACCGUCCUGCUCUGCUGCCCGAGUACAGUCCACGUGUCCUUCCAUUUGCAACGAGUCCAACUGGAGCGUAUCUCUGGUCGUGUCGGACAGGGGGCGCUCCGGCCUCGCUGCCCUCCAGCUCCAGAGUGGUGAGGGUAAUCUGACUUUAUUCCACAACCCCCCACCCACAGAGGACAACCUGGGAGAGGAUCAGCCCGGCCAGGACCGGCAGCAGGCACACAGGGACAAGACAACCAGUGGAGGCCACCACCACCAACACCACCACCAUCAACACCCCAAGGCCAGACUAGAGAAAGGAGACCCACCUUUGAAUGUUUCCGAAUGGGCACCUGGCUCAUCUCAGCCGCUGUGGGUGAAGUACGAGUCCAGCUGCUGCUCUGCUCAGGCCGAGCUGCUGGUGUGGGACACAGCUGGAAACAUGAAGCGCUGCCAUCUAACGUCAGGCCAACAGAGGCAGCUAAAAGACAGGAGCACAGAAACCAGUGGAGCUGGACAGAUUACACUCACAGCAGCGUUGUUCUUGGGUCUGCUGUGGCCUUUUCUGCUUUAGCGUCG
Anoplopoma fimbria (sablefish) is the source of this 3064-nucleotide messenger RNA. It is a transcript of the gene vwa7, whose product is annotated as von Willebrand factor A domain containing 7. Bases 3 to 3059 code for a protein of 1018 amino acids. The record is from RefSeq and is a predicted model, not a curated record. Lineage: Eukaryota; Metazoa; Chordata; Actinopteri; Perciformes; Anoplopomatidae. The transcript is spliced from 16 exons.